AUGUGUGGAGUUGGAUGGAUGGACUGUGAUCAUGAACAAAUGAUACAAAAAUUCAUAGCAAUAUCAGAAAAUGCAUUGAGAAAGAUUCCUAAUAUUGAUAAUGAACAUUUAGAGAGACAUCAAAGUUUUGGAUCUGGUGAGAGUUUGAAACAGCAAUGCAAUGGUGGUAUACAUUCUAGUGAAUGGGCUAAUGUCCAUUGUGGUAGUAAUACCACUUUCCACAUGGCAAUUGGAGGUGCUUUUGAUGAUUUAUGUUCUCUUAUGGAGGUGAAUGCUCUAGCAAUUGAUGUGGUGGAUUG
Molecule: messenger RNA, 299 nt
Organism: Entrophospora candida
Lineage: Eukaryota; Fungi; Glomeromycota; Glomeromycetes; Entrophosporales; Entrophosporaceae
Source: the annotation of a GenBank genome assembly